AUGAGGCUGAUUUCGGGUUUAUCUCUUUUAUUUUUGGUUGCACAACUACGUCCAACUGAUUCUAGAAAACAGGAAGCUAUAUUGGAUAUUGGCUAUGUGUUAUUUCAAGGUUUUACAUAUGUGAAUGUAAAAAAAGGCUGUUACGAAACAUAUGAAAACAUCAUGAAUAAUAUCAAAGAUAUGAGAAAAAUAGUCGACUUAGCCGACAGAAAUCAUGAACACGUAAUUCUACCAACGGAUCUAUUGGACGAUGCUCAACAAUCAUGGAGUAAACUCGGUGAAUAUUUUCAAAAUGAUCCGACAUUCAAUAAAUACAAUCUAAUCGAAAGUAUCUCAAAUAAAAAAGGUGUAAACGAUAUGAAAGUUGGACUGUCUAUUAUUGAAUCGAAGUUAAACAACAAAAUGAUAGGUCAAGUACAGAAUAUGGUAAAAGGACAAACUAUUAAAGCAGCUUGCCGAACAGCUAAUAUGAUUAAAAACCUUAAAGAAACAUACGACCUCAUACAAAAAUCGGAACAAUAUCGUAAAUCAACUCACUUACAAUUAGCGUUAAAUAAUAGUAAAGCAUAUAUUGAUGGAGCCGAGAAAAAUUAUUUAAUGGCUAUCGAUGAAAUGAAAAAAAUAGAAAUAACAAAUGAGGCCUAUAUAGAGCCAUUAAAAUUAGAAAAAAUUACGAUUAAGUUAGAGAAAUCACAAUUUGAAUGUGAAAAAGCCAAUCAAACGGUAGUAACUAUUCUAUCUGGGAUUCAACAACAAAUGGAGUCACUAUUAUCAAGAAGAAGCGAUUAUAUAAAUAAUAUACUUACAUCCGUACUAGAUCUUGCUGUUACCGCUGUUGAAUUCGCAACAACACCAACAAAUAUUUUAUCAAAGACAGUAAAGACUUUAUUUGCUACAAAAUUUGGUUUGGAAACUUUCAACGUUAUUGGUCAUUCUGUGGGAUUCUAUUGGACAGCAGAAGAAAUUGUUCAACUUGAGCAAAACCAAAAUGUAUUCAAAGAAUUAAAUGCAAAAAUAGAGGAUCUGUUUGAAAAAAUUGCUUAUGGACUUGAGAAAAUUGAGAAAAUGAAGUACUACAACAAACUCGAACAUGAACUGUAG
Molecule: messenger RNA, 1101 nt
Organism: Adineta ricciae
Lineage: Eukaryota; Metazoa; Rotifera; Eurotatoria; Adinetida; Adinetidae
Source: the annotation of a GenBank genome assembly